Molecule: messenger RNA, 8544 nt
Organism: Yamadazyma tenuis ATCC 10573
Lineage: Eukaryota; Fungi; Ascomycota; Pichiomycetes; Serinales; Debaryomycetaceae
Source: RefSeq, a predicted model, not a curated record
AUGAACAGCGAGGACAUCGAUCCCAAGAAUCAGAUCCUGGCCCCGGUGCCCAUCAGAGGCUCCCAAGGCAAUGGUGUCAGGAACACCCAGCUGUCCGGGGAAACUCCUCACCCACAAAUACAUGCAUUUGACCGAUCAAGCAUCAACGACGGGUUUGGCCUGUUGACCCCCAACACAUCCCGAAGAGUCGCAAACCGCAGACCAUCCUACAACAGCAUCGAGGUGUCCCGUGAAUCCCACUACAAUUUGGACUAUCCUGAAGACCCCAAGGAAGUUUCCAGACUUCAAUUGGACCCCAAAUCUCGGUUUUACGCCAGAAACAGACCCAGAACCUUGAACCUUCACCAGAUGUUGCCGUACGAGACCGAAUUGCCCAAGGACCAGGCGAAGUUUUUGAGCCAUAUUGUGUCUCACUUGUACAUUGCCAUUAAGACCUUGGAUAUCCAAGGCCUGUUGUCGGUAACUGCCAGAGAUCUUGCAGCCUUGAAGAAUGUGAGCGGCUUAUCGGACCUCGAUAUUGCUUUGGAGACAAACUUAUUCGAGAUGAACACCGAAGGUGAUCACCUUGCUGAUGACGAUGCCAACACCUACUUUUCUGUCGAUGAGUAUGCGGACUCGGAGAGCGAAGCGGACGACGAUGAGGCUGAGGAUGUGGGAGACAUUGAAAAGGACCGCAAUGAGUCGGUUCUGCAGCACAAGAAGUCUCCCAAAUCUGCUGCCGUGGUGGGUGUACGGAUCUGGACCAACGAGUUAUUGGUGUGGUUGAAAAUGAAGUAUGAGAUGCCCAUCACCUUGCGGAUUGCGUUGGCCAAAGUGUACUACGCGAUCUGCCUUUGUCGGGGCCAGUAUAUCAACUUGAAGAUCUAUGUGAAGGCGUUUGAGUUGUUGACGAAGGACGUCCAACUUCUCAAACAGAAUGGCUUGGUUCUUGAAUGGAAGGAUCUUCUUAACGAAUUGAAAAACCAUUUUAGUAGCAUUGACUGCUCAAUCGACAACUUUGAAAAAAAGGACAAUAAACAAUUGCUCCGGUUAGCUGAAAGGGGAUCCAAUUUUUUUGAUUCUGAGGCCUUGCCUAUUAUCUAUGAAAGCUUGGGUCAACAUAUUUCCAUCUCGAACCCUUCUUUGGUGCUCUGUUCAAUGUCUUUGUUACCAUUCGCUUACAGUGGCCAGGGAAUAGAAAGUAUUUACGACAUCAGACACUAUAUUUCAUCUUUCUUUUACUUGUGGGAGAAGUUCCACAAGAGCCACGAACUUGACUCCCAUCUUACUUCAAGAACAGGAACUCUUGCGAUGUCUGCUUUGGCCGAAAUAAAUGAAAACGGAUACAAGAAUAUCCCCGUGGAAAAUGAAGAUAUUAGAAAUACCUUUGGAGCUUAUGGUAUCUACACGGAACUGCAAAUUGAGAUGUUGCUUAAUAAUUUAUUAAACAAUCUUGGAAUCCUGCAAGAGAAAUUCGGCUCUAACAACUCCAAUUUCUUUCAUGGAUAUUCUUCCACUCUCGUAUUUUCAAUCAAAGGUUCGAAUGCUUUGGAUGACAACGGUAUUUUGGACAAAAUAAGGACCUUAUUGAAUGCCAUUGAGAGUUAUGUUCAUCCCACCAACUCGGGGAAUUGGACCAAAUCGAUCUCAAAAUUGGUUUACAGCUUGGUAUAUCAGUUCCAAAAGAGAUUCAACCAGGAACAUAAUAAAUAUGGCGUGUUAGGAGAUUUGCCCGAUGAGUUGAAGUUGAAUCCUCAGGUUGUGAACCGGUUUGUGGAAAUUCUUUUACCUAUUGUCAGAACUGGGUUGCAGUCCAAAAAGCCUGCCGCAGUAGACAAUUAUCUUCUGGCAUUGAGUACAUUGGCAUAUUUGAACUCGGAACUUGUAUUGGAGACUGUGUUGUUGGAUCUCUAUGAGUCCUUAGAAGGUGUGAUUUCAACUCACAGGGUCUCUGUAGCACUUCGAGCUCUUGACGAGCUUGCCAGAUACUUUGCAUCGACGAAAAUCUACAGAGUUCAUUUGACAAGAUUGUUGCUGUUGGCAAUCCCUGGAAUUGAUUCAAAUGACUUGGAAAAAACAUUGUUAACAUUGAAUCUUUUCCAAACUGUCGCCAACUUUGUUCCGUUCCACGAUUUAACAAAUGGUGACGGGGUCACGAAUUUGGCUAUUGAUUUGACGCAGAAUCAUAUAGAUUUUCUUCAACGAAAGAUUUACAGUAGCUUCUACCAAGGACAACUCGAUGAUGAUUUCAUGAGUGAUAAUUUCGAGGUGAGUGAAGAUUUAGAGAUUGAAGCUUUAAAGUCUUCAACUGCAGCCUUCCCGGUUUUGUUGAAGACUUUGGUUCAAAAAAUCUUUACUUUGCUAGAGAACAUUCCUGAUCCCAGCAAAAGUGGUGGCAUGGAAAAGACAAUUGCCGAUUCUCUUCCAAGCUACCUUUAUAUCAUUUUUGAAUCCCUUUCUGAUGAUAUUUUCAAACAAGUCCGGAACACGAUUUUCGAUUUUGUUUUUAAUAAUACUAUUCACACAGUUGCUGACAUAGUUGCCGAAGUUUGUGGAGGUUUAAUCAAACGUGACCCAACAGCUUUCCCUAAAUACAGUGAGAUUUUGAUUUCAAGAAUCAAGGAAGAAAUCGAAGAGAACGGAUCAGGUUCCUCCAGAACUGGUAUUGAUAUUGUUCCUAGAGAUCGGGCUCUCUUUUGGUAUUUAAUUGUCUUGAACGAGUGUAUCGGAAAUGCUAGUGCCAACGUAGUAGAUGUUGCCGAUGACUUAAACCAACUAGUUUACUACUUGAUGGAACACGUCAAGGGUCCAACUGUUUUUGCGUCUUCGUAUAUCGUGAACCAGAUUCUCCAGUCGAUUACAAAAAUCAAAAUCAGGGAAUUGAGAUUGGUCUCACCAACUUACGCUGCAAAAAAUGGAAUAACGGAACAGUGUUGGGGCGGAUUUCAGUUUGACGAGAGAAGGUUUUCCGAAGAGAAUUUGACAUUUGACUGGUAUUUACCUACUGACAAAGAAGUCAAAUUAGCAGUGGACUUCUUUACGGAUUUGACCUCUAAAGUACUUGGAAACAUUCUGUCAUUAAUGCAAAGUCAUAUUCAAAACGAAAAGAAAGAUGCUUCAUCUUCCAUUGAGUUGACGGACGACUUAAAAAACAACUUUUUGUACUUAAGUUAUGCGUUGAGUGGGGUCUCAUUCUUGUUCGACCCUUCUUUUGAAGAGGAUAUUCCUAAAUUGAACCAACAUCAAAAUGAAACUAUUCAACAAAGAUUGCUCUUAUUGAAGCAAAUUAGAUCCGUCAAAGACGAAACGAGCAGAGGAGCAGACGAGCUGAGAAUUGAAAAUUUGCAAGAAAACCUUCAAAGGAUCGUUGACGAUAUGAGCAAUGAUGACUUGAUCCAAUACAACGACGAGGAUGAAGCUUCAGAGCCCGCAUCGCCAGAUUUAAAAGACUCCAGUGUUAGGGCAUCCCCCGGCAUUGAAGGGGUACCAGUUUCUCAAAUGAAUCCAGGAAUCACGUUCAGAGAAAGAAAGUUGUACACAUCCAGAUACUACUUUGGGGAUGACAUGGAAAAAAGGAGAUCAAGCGAUCUUUAUAUCAAGUUGCAUAGAUUCCGGUACUCCAUUGGUAGAAGCUUACAUCUUAUUUGCAAGUUUUUGACUGCACAUUUCCACGACAAUACCAAAUUAUUGAAGCACUUUCUUUACGUAGUGAACAUGUGGAUUUCUGAUGUGGGAAGAGAAAGAUUGUUAGAUCAAAGUCAUGCCAAAGUUGAUUACACCUUUAUAAAUAACACCCAGAGUAUAAACAGGGUUAGAAAGCCUUUCACAAGAAUAGCCAUAGGUUCAAGGCUUGAAGCUUAUCAUCUGUUGAGAGUGGCUUUACAUGCAACUUCAAGAACUCAGACCGACUUGGAUAAGCUUUUAUUAGAAGAUUUGGUAAAGAUGGCAGUUUCGACGUAUUCAGCUGUCGCAAAGCCUGCUCAAGCAUCUUUGAUAGAUGCAAUGAAGAGACUCAAUGGUUCAUAUAAUGUCAUCAUCAGAUCCUCGUUGAAGUAUCUUUCCAAGGCUUUGGAUGAGAAGAACAACAAGAAAAUUGAAAGCGGCUUGGGUAUGUUCAACUUGAGAAGAAUCAAAAGCAAAAUUCAAAAUGACUAUUUCAAUUUGCAAAAAUUCGUGAGCUUAUUGCAUCGGUGUUUAUUAGUGGAUGGGUUAGAGGUGAAUGAACUUGCUCAGAAGUUAUUCAAAGGUGUCUAUACCAACAUCACUCCUCCAAGUAGUGUUUGUCUAAUCAAUUUUGAGUACAUCGAUUCUAUUAGACCCCCAGAUGCUUAUAUUGAUUUAGAGAUCAAUGCUGUCAAACAAGCGAAGGAAAAGAAGAGACUGUUGUAUCUUGAAAAGCUCAGGAAGUUGGAAAACUGUGUUGUACUUAAUGAGAGUUCUUCCAACUACUGGAAACUUUCAUCUUUGAACUUGUCGUUAUUGAUUGACUUGCAACUUGAUUUGGAAAUCCCAACAAACGAUGAGAUCUUUAGGCUAUUAGCUAAACAAGCUAGCUCCGAUCACCCAAUUAUAUCUAGAUUAGCCUUGAAGGGUAUAACUAAAAUCAUGAACAAGUUGUAUGUCAGACAGUUAAUGAGCUAUGAUUUAAAGAACUUGUUUGACUUGGAGUAUAUCAAUCCAGAUGUAAAGGUAAUUAAGACAAACGACCCUGAUAGCUCUGACUCCUAUUACCUCAAAUGGAGAAAAGAGAUGGAGCAUAGUGAGAAGCACGAUUUCUACAUCGAUAACAAGGCCAAUACCGGUUGGUUGUUUUGGGGAGAAGAAAUGAAGGUGGUCACCAAUGAGCCAAGGUAUGAAUUGAAAUUGGACGAAAUUGAUUUAGAGGCUGUGAAGUCAUUUGGUAAUUGUAUUACCAAACAAUGGUUCUACAAUAUAGUAAAACUCUGGGUUACUGAUAAUGAAGCCAACUCGGCAUAUCAAGCUACGGAUGUCUAUUUCACCUCGACAAUUGUGUUACUCAUCUCUAACGGAGUCGUCGAUGAGAUGAGUUUCAAUGAUUUACUUGCUGUUGUUGAGGAAAUAUAUGAAAAAGAUGACAAGAGUGUCCAUAUAGUUGUUUGUGAGAUCUUGGCUGGUAUCUUGAUUAGUUCCAAGUUCUUAACGGCAGAUUUAAUUGAGAAGAGAGAUGUUUUCAUUACUAGAUUUUUGAAAACUAUCUUAGAGAACGACUUGUCUCCUGAUACCAGCAACAUUUGGACAGUCUUUUCGUGGUGGGUUCCUGCUCAUAUUGAUAGUAGGCGGUUCCCUGAAAUCACUGACUUGCUUAUUAAGUUCAAGUUGGACAAACAAUCGGAUUUUGCCUUUAGAGACUCGAUGAGAUUGAGUUACAUCAGGUCGUUUGUGGCAGCCAUAACAUGGAAGUUCACCGACCCCGAAGAGGUUUUAGGGAUGUGUUUAGACAACGUCAACCACCAUUACCAGGCGGUCAGAGAGCAGAUCGGAUCACUCUUGUCGAUGCUUACAUUUGUUUACUAUCCUGAUUCAGCAAAAGAUUUCAAGACUUUCACCCAAUUGUGCAAUUCACCACAAGGUGUGAGUCCUGCAGCAGAUAAGAUCAAAGAGAUUGUUCCAGUGGUGUUCGAAAGGAUAGAAGCUUGGAGAUUGGAAGUUGUUGAUAAGACCCCACAAGAAAUCUUGAAAUCAGACUAUAUCUACGCAUCUAUGACGGUACUAACAUGGUUAAAACAAGCAUUAUGCACCAGUAUUUCUGCCAUGUAUCAAGACUUUGUGGUUAGCCAUGCGGUUCCGUUCUUGAUCAAGUUGAUCAACAUGAAGGAGGUAUGCCAGCUAGGUAAUAUCAACCCAAUUGGAGCAUUGAAGUUGAUGUCACAACUUCCUUUCAACGACAAGAACCUUGCCAACGUGGUGUUAAUGCUUGGGAAUCUUUAUCACAAGGAGAAGUUGAAUGUGGUGCAAUCCAUCGUUGUGGGUGAGUUCACAGAAACGUUUUACUUCAAGAACUUGUUGAAGUUGAAACGCAACCAGCGAGCAGUUAUCAUUAACUUGACCAACGAGUUGCUCUUCCACAAGCAAGUGUCAGUCAGAGAGUCAGCAGCUUCAACUUUGGCGGGAUUAAUCCAUAUCUCUCCACCAAAUGAGAUUGAAGGGUUGAUUCACAAGUUCACGGAGAACUACAAGCACCAGUUGGAUCAGAUCAGAAAGAAGUAUAGAAAAGGAGGAUUCAGGAAUAUUCCAGCUGAGCAUAUUGUCAUUCUUCACGGAGCCACGCUUGGUUUGGGAUCAUUGAUUCAUGCAUUUUCGUUCUUAUCUCCGCCUCCCAAAUGGGUUCCUGAACUCUUGACGAUAUUGGCCAACAAGUCAUCGGGUAUUCCUGGACUUGUUGGUAAGACUGCCAAAGAGUCACUUGGAAAGUUCAAGAAAACCAGGCAAGAUACCUGGCAUGUUGAUAGUAAGGUGUUCAACGAGACUCAGAUGCAAGAUUUGGAGGGUGUGCUCAUGAAGAGUUAUUUCAUCUAGGAUUCUUAUCUAAAAUGAGAUCAUACAAAAUUUAUGAAAAGUUAGUAUUUAAUGUACUUAAUCUACAAAACCAUGUAAAUUGCCCGAAGCUUGAUCCAUCGGAAGGUCCAUAGGAAUAAUUGAAAGCGAUGAGCGUGUCCCCACCAGAUGUCAAAGGGUCGGUGGCCGGAGUCUCCGACGGAACACUUGGGUGCGCGCAUGCAUCGAGAUUGAGAAAACUAAGUAUAUAUAGCCACCAGGUAAUCCCCUAAAAUCUUAAUAGUUUUGGUUACAAACAACAAAAACAACCACCAAUAACACAAACCAUGUCCAUCGAUAAAAAAUUAUGUGUCUUCUGUGGCUCCUCCUUUGGUAAGGACCCCAUCUAUGCCGAAAUUGCCUUUAAGUUUGGAAAGUUGUUGGCAGAGAAAAACUGGGGUUUGGUGUAUGGAGGUGGAUCGACCGGAGUAAUGGGCCUGAUUGCUAAGGGAUGUGCUACCAGUGGUGGAUAUGUCCAUGGAAUCAUCCCCGAAGCAUUGAUCUCCAAAGAGCGUAAUACUGAAGAUGUUAACGAAGCUAUCAAGAAAGACCACGAGAACCACAAAGGGUUCUCACCAUUACCCGAUUCAAGUGUGUACGGAAAGACCACGAUGGUUAAGGACAUGCACACCAGAAAGAGAAUGAUGGGAGAAGAAAGUGACGCUUUCGUGGCCAUGCCUGGUGGAUACGGUACUUUUGAAGAAUUAUUGGAAGUGACCACCUGGUACCAGUUGGGAAUCCACAAAAAACCAAUUGUUUUGUUGAACAUCAACGGGUUUUGGGAUACAUUUUUGAAGUUCAUUGAUGAGAGUAUCGAGGCCGGGUUUAUUGCCAAAAAACAAAGAGAAUUAUUGAAUGUGGCUACUACCCCAGAAGAGGUGAUUCAGCUUGUGGAGAAAUUUACACACGAAGAAGGACACUCUUAUGGAUUAAAUUGGUCGGAGUCAUAGGUACCGCUUCCAGGUAGGUAGCGGUGGAGCACCGAUGGGCCACUGGUAGGUGAGAUCGGAUUGCAUGCUCUUAUGGGUGCACAUGGCACCGCGCGCUACUCUGCUUCUGCAUGCGUAUUUAUUCUAUCAUAAAAGUUAAUGUACAAGAUCUUCAUUGUCAUGAACGUGAAACAAAUCUUCAAAUUCGUCGGCUGGAACCUCCACCUCCUGUAGGUGUCCAGUACUAACAUUGUAGAGCAUCCCCCAUACUUCAAUCUCACCGUUCUUUAAAGCCAUGGAUGCUGACGGGUGUCUUUUCAAAGCCAACACACUAGAAAUCACAUUCAAUUCGCUCAACUUGGUGGCCUUUUCUUUCGGAUCUUCAAUGGAAUUCAACAAGGUUCUGUUCUGGGCCCGAAUGUGCCUAAUUGGAUUGAGCCACAAAUCCAACACCCCUCCGAUUUUCUUAUUGGACAUCGAUGCCCACACCCCACCACAAUCCGUAUGGCCACACACAAUGAUCUUGCGCACCUUCAACACCUCAAUGGCAAACUGGAUCACACCUUGGCUGCUGAUGUCACUGGAAUUGACAAUGUUUCCAAUAUUUCUGUGGGUGAAGAUUUCUCCUGGUAAUACCGACAAACAGCCUUCUCCCGCACGAGAAUCAGCACAUCCGAUCCACAAGGUGUGUGGCUGUUGGCCCUUGCCGUUGAGAGCAAAUACUUCUGGCGAGUGGUUGUGGUUGAUGGAAUCGACAAAAAAUUUAUUAUUGCUUAAAUAGUCCUGGAUGGUGGAAUCUUUAGAUAAGGUGAAGGGGAAGUGGGAGUUUCUUAUUUUCACGUCAAGGUCUUUCCUAGACAGGGUUUGGGGAAGAUCAGUCUCGUGAUCGUGUUCAAGCUGGUACUUUAAGAUGUUUUCUCUACCCAUGGUAAUAGUUGAGGUUGCUAAAGAGCGAGUUGCAAUUAAAGGAGGAAUCUUUAAAGGGUGGGAAAUCCUUGAAAUGGCGUAGUUGGACACGGUGAAUGUAUUAGACAAAAGCUGACGGAUUGGGGGGUUUAUAAGGAAAUUUUAUUGUGGCAAU